Molecule: messenger RNA, 2858 nt
Organism: Cuscuta epithymum
Lineage: Eukaryota; Viridiplantae; Streptophyta; Magnoliopsida; Solanales; Convolvulaceae
Source: the annotation of a GenBank genome assembly
CACAUUUCUUCUUUCCUCCGUAGUAUCUAGAUUAUGCAGAGCUCACAUUCAUUCUCCUUGCGUCCUGGGUGUAUUCAAUAGUUUUAGGUUUUAAUUUAAAUCUCUUGAGCAUCAAACAAUUCCAGAUUAUAAUUGUAUGCUCUUAGGGUCAAUAGUCAAUUAUUUAUAGAUCUCAUUUCUCAAUACUUCUGAAUUUCAAGUCCCCUGUUUUACUAUUUGGGUUUCUCAUAUGGCGAUUGUGGACCGAGUUGGGGAUGGUGGAGAUAUUACUGAACAUCACUUACGACAGAUAAGUGAUUUAAUAUAAUAGAAGAUUUCACAUAAUUUUAAAAUUUCAAUAUUGAUGUGUGAGUUGUUGAAAUUUAUUACGGAGUAUUCCUUAGAUAAUACGUACGGAGUAGUAUUUAAUACGUAGUAAGAUUUUAAGAUUUGAAAAUAAGGCCUUUUCCUCAAAUAAAAUUAGUAUUUCAUAAACUGAUACGGCUCAUACCUUACGUUUUUUCACGUUUUGACGGUGAUUUUUUUAGCCGGCGCUAAAUUAAAAUUUUAGGCGGAAAACUUAUUUUGAAACUUAGUUUUCAUACUAAUUAGGGCGACCUAUAUAUCCACCCAACUCUAAAUUACGAAGUACGAUAGUAUUUAGCAACCGAGUAUCAAAGCCGCCUUUCACCUCUGCUUUAACAUUCUGGUAUGGCGUAUCUCUUUGCGAUCUUUUUUAUUAUUCCGAAGAGGUGUGUAUAUCAAUAUUUGUUCCGUUUUCUAUGCGAAGAGUCUCUUAAAUCUGGUGAUUUCUGUUAGGUAAUAGUUGAAAUCAUAUAAAAACUAUAUGCGUGUAUAAUUUGGUGUGCUCAAAUCAUUCAAUUCAAUGUCAAAUAGUCAAUCUUGAAAAUUUGUGUUUUUCGUUUCCGAUUAAUGGACCUUUUGAUGCUUUUAAUUUGUUUCAUAUAUAUAUGUAUAUAUAUAUUUAGUUUGUUUCAUAUUUAUUCCUAAACUGUGCUAAAUGCUAAGUUAUAAAAUUAUUGUAUUUAAUUGCGUAUAGUAUUUUCAUCUCCAUAAUCUAGAACCCCAGAAUUGUGAGUACAAACCAACCAUGGCUAUUACUAAUCCGAAGGGUUUGAACAUGAGAUUAUUAUCAUAGUUCUCUGCAUGUUUGAAUCCAAAAAUUACUGAACUUUCUGAAGUAGUGGCAGAAUGUAGUAUAGAUGUAAUAAGCCUUGUUUCUAUUGUGCAUUUUGAUACUAUUAUUUAAGAUUCUUGAUUUUCAAACUUGCUUGAUUCAACCACAUUUGAGUUUUCGUUUCAGUUAAGGGAUGGCUCCUGGAGUUAAGGAAAAGCAUCAAGUGAAAAGAAAACUAAGCACAUCUCAACCAGAUCCUAGACACAAUGCAUCAAAGAAAGCUACACCAAAGUAUGUGACUGUGAGUGGAAUUAAAGGAUUGUUGGAAAAAAGAAAUAUGACAUCUAAUGGUGAAAGUUCUUGUACAAGAAAUGAGACCCUUGUACAAAAUAUUUCAUCUAAAAGAUGUGAAACAACUACAACACAAUUAAGUCCGGAGCGAGAGGAUACUCUAUCAAUUCAUAGUCAUGAAAGUGCAGCAAAUUGCAGUCCUCAUAUUACAUCACCAGAAACCCACCUCGAAGGAGUUCCUCGCUCCAAGAAAAGAGGUCGGGGUCAGACAAUGGGAAAGGGCAUUAUGAAGGCGUUUGAGGCAUCCAAGACAAAGAUGAAGAUAACUGUGGAUACAUCCAUUGGAAGACCUAAAAAUGGUGAGCAGUCAGCAAAGCUGACUAGUCAAAUUGGCAUUGUGACUCGUGAUGUGAUUCCGGUUCCUAGAAGGUGGAAAGAAGUAGAUGAGGAAAAUGGUCUAGGACCUGGAUUUGAUCACAUACAGAUGCAUAUGGAUGUCAAUGUUGGUGAUCCGGGUGUUAAAGAAAGCUUGAUUGAAAGGUUGAAAAAUAGUUCUCGACAAAAGCGUCACAAGCUACAUAACCAUUUCAAAAAGUAUCAAACAAUGGAAUUGGCUAAAAGUAAUAAGCCCACAUUUUGCCUAAACCAAGAAAAUUGGGAAUCAUUGUGUGAUUAUUUUGCAUCACCCAAAUUCAAGCAAUCAAGUGCUACGAACUCAAAAUAUAGGAAACUUGUGUGAGCUCCACAUAUUUCUGGUAGGUCGCCUUUCACUGUCUGAAGACAAGAAAUUUCUCAAAAGGAGCUAGAUGGAGAUACCUGUGAUAGGAUUGAGCUCUAUAAACGAACUCAUUUCUCAGAGAAAAAUGGUUGGUCAUCUAAAGUAGCAGAAGAGAACUGGGAGUUGAUGAAAAAGAAACAAGAACAAUAUAAAGAAGAGGGAUGUGAUAAGAGUACAGAUGAUAUUGUUCUUGAGGUUCUUGGUCAUGGAGCUGGCUACAUCAAAGGCCUUGGAUAUGGUCCUAAACCUGUUAGCAGACGCAACAAUAGUCCUAAUUCAUAUGCCACCCAACAACUUCAAAAACAACUUCAAGAGUCCCAACAAAAGUUAGAAAUGGCUGAAUCACAAGUUGGCGGGCUUAACGCUAAAGUGGAAGAUACUGAAAAGGAAGUGCUUGUUUGAGAAAUCAAUUAGCUGCACAAGCUUCAAACAUGGAAAAGAUAAUGGCGUUUAUGGCUGUUCAAGGAAUGCCUUUAUAAGCCUUAAGUUAGGUUAUUUAAAUAUUCAUUUAUUUUUUCUCAUUAUUUGAUAUUUACAUUAGGUAUUGGAAUGAUUUGGAUGUUCACGUAUCUUGAAUAUUAUGUCUUAUUCUCAUAAGACACUGAAGUUUGAUGUUAGUGGUAUUAAGAAUAAUUUUUUUUAAUUACAGAAGUUCUAUUACUAAAUGUUUGG